UCUGGGUGGGAGCCGGUACCGGGCUGCGAACCCUGUACCUUUCAGCCUUAUGUUCGAUGGCUUAACCACGACACCACCGAGGCUGAUUAAAGUCCCUUCAAAUAUCGCUCCUACAGGCCUUGUUUGUUUUGUUGGGUGUUUUUGUUUUGUUGUUGUCGUUUUUAUUUUGUCAGUGCUGUGGCGUCGUUGAACAUUUCUUCAUUCUUCAUUCAGUAGACAGGUAUGUCUGUAAUUAAUUUUAACGUUACAGGGAGCGAUACGGUCGUGUCACGGUAUCGCAUGGCAGGUAGUAAUUAAUAUCAUGUUCGAUUCACAGGUGGCGGAGAAAUAAUAGCACAACCAUGCGAAGUACACACGACAAACAAGAAUCAAUAUCUCUGUAGAGAUUACACAAAACACGGCGCAGUGAAAUCUCUACAUAGGAACAGCCUGGCAGUUAUAGACUGGGUUUCGGUACGUGCACAUAUAUACCAGUAAAAUGCGAGUUGGAUAACACGUGGUGACGAACAGAUGUGGUUAGUUCUUUACAGUUAGUGUGGAAUUAACUCUCAGGAUGUGAUGCGGAUGAUGAGGUUAUUCAUAUCAAAGAGGACACCAAGUCAGGUAUUCACGUUACUCUAUUAACUUUGGGUCACAUAUUACCUGGAAACGCUAAAGACAACACUGUAACGUGAAGGCCGCCGAAAUCAUUCAUGAAGUAUUCACAUGCUGUAAUCUCCUGAGAAUAGCGAAUAUGACUUUAAUCGACGUAUCCACUUCGGUCGAUGUUCAGUUGCCAUGGAAAUCUGUCGUCAACAACGCUACUGAAUGCGUCUCAGGAGAUGGCCCAGCAAUUAAAUGCAAAAAUGGCAAGCAUUUGUCUGUCAAAGGAACUAGCCUCCACCGUAAUAUAAAUAUACUCCAGGUGCUCCAGAAAUCAACAGUGGCGUCUGACCUUCUCAAGUCCUUGGCGUCAGAGAAUGUUCUGUCAUCAUCAUCAUCGUCAUCACGCAGACGCGGAACACCAGAAACAGAUAAUUUCGAUGACGUUUUGUCCAUGGUGGAUGCAGCUCAGAGUUCCGUGAGACAAUCAGUCGAAGACUUUAAGACAUUCCCAGAAAUCUAUUCCUAUGGCAACGCCAGCGCUCAGAAGUCCCUGAGAGUGGAAUCUGACAGGAUAUCCUCGUGUACUUGUGCUGCGCAGAGCGACGAUUUGAAAAGGUCCCUCCGCGGCUGGCGCAUGGAAGCAGGUGACGUCACCCGCGAGAGAGUCAAGCAUUCGAAAAAGUCGAAAUCCUACUCAAACGUCUUCCAGAGGCUAGUUGCCGAGAGGAGACUCAAGGACUCGACUUUCGAGCACCACGCCGAAUCGAGUAAAUACAUCGACGAAUACCGACGAAGGUGCACCGUGGGCAACGUCUGCAACUACGACGUUCUUGAUCGUCCGAUACUUGGCGUCGAUUUCAUUGAUCCGUAUGCCGUGAGGAUUAAAAACAUAUGUUCUGUGGCUAACACGUGUGACCUGACAGCACUAGCUCCAAAGAGCAAGGACAAGAGCUGCCUGGACUUAAAAGAGAUUGCUCCUCAUUCUGCGAAAUCUUCUAGUUCAGGAAAGAAAAAUAAAAUCCCAGAAGCAGAGGACAGAAGGUAUGAUCGCGGGGCGGCUGACAUGACGUCAAGCAGAAGCUUACCCAAACUCGCUCCAGUCAGAAAGAGCAAAUCUCCCAAAGAGAAGACAUCCCCUGACGCAAAAGAACCGCAUCCACCAAAGGAUCGACAUCUCGAUGUACAGCUCUCUCGGUCAAAAUCACUGCCAAAAAUCAAAUGCAAAAUGACAGUAGUAAGCCCAGAUCCUGUGUCAGAAUCCAAAUUGGCCAGCGGAUCUACACGCGAACAGGCAUCAUCCAAGUGGACGGCGAAACAUCUUGUCGAACGUCCAUCUAGGAUUAGUGAUCGAGAUGAUGUCGUCCCCACAGACAAUAAAAUCUCAGUCAGAGCUUCACGUUCUAAAGCAAUGAACAGGGAGAACUCUUCAGCUUUUAAAAUGGUAGACCUUGUCACGAAUCCCUUUGUGUUGGAAAAUGGCGUUCACGAACUGACGGGAAGUGAUAGAAAAGUGACAGAGGCACAAACAGGAAACGUUAUUAAAGCGAAAUGUUCAAGACAGAAAUAUUCCAGGAAGACAACCGAUCCAGCACACAGACCGUGUGUGAAGCUAAUUUCGUUGACGUUGGGAGAUAUUGGUGGCAGUAGUGAAUCUGAUGCCGAGAGUUUGAAUCGAGAAACUUCGACAUUUAAUAAACUGAACAAACAGAGCAAAAGGCGUGUUGACUUGCUCACCCCAGUAGCUAGAUAGCUUACAUUGCACCAAAAAUUUGACACUAUGUUUGGCGAUCUACAUUUUAUAUUUUACGCAAUAUUCAAAUGUUAUAACUGUAAUAAGUCGUACCAAUUAGGUUACAUGACUGCAUUUUGAAUGGAAGACUAAACAAUGAACAAUGGUCGAGUACAAUAACCACUUCACAAUUAGUUUAGUCACUUCAGGCUGUUUGGGGAUGUCUUUGAACAUUUACUAGCCCUGGUGUAGAGGGUAGAGGUGGCUUAGGUGCAAAUCUGAGAAAAUGUGACUUAUCUCAGCUCUGAUAAAGAAUGUAUGUCAGUAAUUGUUAAUAACAUGUUCAUAUGAAGUAAGCCUUUAUGGUGUUGCUCAACUAGUGCAAUACCGGAUAUAUGAAUUUUUAGAUUACCUGAGAUAAAUUUGUGAAUUGGGUUAUCAUGUUCCCUAGGGACCUGAACGGCGAGGCCUAAAAGGGGGACAUUAAGCCAAUUAAACUUCUCUACUUCCAGAAAUGAUAUAAGCAAACAGUCUUCAUAAAUGUCUAAGCUCCAGAUUUGAUAAGGGCGCUAUUUCGUGUUGGACAUGACACGGCGAACUGUAAAUGGUUUUUCAUUAUUUUAUCAUUUGUAUCUUGGGUGGGGGUACCAAAAUCAAAUCAAUAGUUUGGACCAUAUUUGUGAUGGUCCAGACUGUAAAUGUAUUCGCAAUCUACAUACUGAUGAGAGUAUCCUGUAUGCAUAUCCACUAAAUUAUUCAUUCCAUUAGGGGAACCCACUGAGAUGGAAACAAUAAUUAUUAAGAUAUACUUCCUGUAUCAAUCCCAAAAUGAUAUGUUGAUGCAAUAAGCUAUGGCCCCUUUUGAUUUAAGACAAACGUAAUCAUAUGCAUUCGGUUUAAAAGUUGCAUAUGAAAUAUGAUGUCUACUUUUGACAUUUAAAUGUGUUGCAGAGUAAAAAUUAAUACAGGA
Molecule: messenger RNA, 3284 nt
Organism: Gigantopelta aegis
Lineage: Eukaryota; Metazoa; Mollusca; Gastropoda; Neomphalida; Peltospiridae
Exons: 4
Coding region: 734-2335 (533 amino acids)
Source: RefSeq, a predicted model, not a curated record